[Candida] anglica is the source of this 1158-nucleotide messenger RNA. NCBI's taxonomy places the organism in Eukaryota, Fungi, Ascomycota, Pichiomycetes, Serinales, Debaryomycetaceae. The record is from the annotation of a GenBank genome assembly.
ACAAACUCUCUCCUUUUUUUUUUGCCUUCUUUUAAGAAAACGUUUAGAAAGUUUUUUUGUUUGAAUACAUUCGUUUGAUAAUUAUGAAGUUAACUUUCUUAGCUGCUCUCGCUGCUUCCGUUUCAUCGGUUGUCGCUAUUGGUGAUCUUGCCUUUAACCUCGGUGUCAAGGAUAACCAAGGUAACUGUAAGUCUGCCAAAGAGUACCAAUCCGACUUUUCCAACUUGGGUUCUUACUCCAAGACCAUCAAGACCUAUGCUGUUUCUGAUUGUAACACUUUACAAAUUUUAGGUCCAGCUGCUGAAGAAGCUGGCUUCCAAAUCAUGCUUGGUAUUUGGCCAACUGAUGAGGCUCAUUUCGAGGCUGAAAAGCAAGCUUUGACUGAUUAUCUUCCAAACAUUUCGGUUGAUACCAUCAAGGUUUUCACCGUUGGAUCUGAAGCUCUUUACAGAGAUGAUUUGUCUGCUUCUGAUUUGGCUGAUAAGAUCGAUGAAGUCAAGACUUUGUUGAAGGGAAUUAAGGAUAAGAACGGUAACUCUUACUCCUCUGUCCAAGUUGGUUUUGUUGACUCUUGGAACGUUCUUGUUGACGGUGCUGCUCAACCAGCCAUUAAGGCUGCUGACUUUGCCUUUGCCAACGGUUUCUCUUACUGGCAAGGACAAACCAACGCCAACGCUUCUUACUCCUUCUUCGAUGACAUCAUGCAAGCCUUGCAAGUCAUCCAAACCACCAAGGGCUCCACCGAUAUUACCUUCUGGGUUGGUGAAACUGGUUGGCCAACAGCUGGUACCAACUUUGAAUCUGCUGAUCCAUCUGUUGACAACGCUGCUAACUACUGGCAAAAUGCUAUUUGUGCCAUGAGAGGUUGGGGUGUUAACGUUGCUGUUUUCGAAGCUUUUGAUGAACCUUGGAAGCCUGAAACUUCUGGUACUGGUGAUGUUGAAAAGCAUUGGGGUAUUUUUGAUCAAAACAACAAGUUGAAGUACUCUUUGGAUUGUAAGUUCUAAGAUUACUUUGAUAUUGUUAAAUAGAGUUUGUUUGAUCACAAACUUUAUCCCCUCCACCUCCUUGUAUACCCACUUAUUGUUCACGAAAAGUCUUACGCUAUAUAAUUAUUUAUAGCUGAUAAAAAGAAUUAUUAUGAUACACUGUUAUUAA